AUGUCUGACCCUAAGCAAUACACCGUGGGGUGGAUUUGCGCCAUCAGUACGGAGUACACGGCGGCAAAGGCUUUUCUGGAUGAGACGCACCUAAUGCCGGAACCUCUCUCUCCGGCGGACAACAAUGCCUAUACAGUAGGCAUGAUCGGCAAGCAUAAGGCCGUCAUUGCAGUCUUACCUGACGGUGAGUACGGUACCGCAUCUGCAGCAAGCGUGGCACGAGACAUGCUGCAUAGCUUUCCAAACAUCAAAAUUGGCCUGAUGGUCGGCAUCGGUGGCGGCGCACCAAGCCCCAAGCAUGAUAUUCGCCUGGGCGAUAUUGUGGUCAGCGCAUCUCGAGAUGGACGGGGUAGUGUUUUCCAGUACGACUUUGGCAAAGCGAUACAGCAUCAAAGUUUCCAACAAACAGGAGUCCUAAACCAGCCGCCAACAUCCUUACGAACGGCGCUCAGUGCACUGAAGAGUGAUUAUGAGAGCGACGGGCAUCGGCUUGAAGAAUCUAUCAACAGUAUUCUAGAACAGAAGCCAAGACUACGGAAGAAGUACAGGCGGCCGGAAGCAAGCAGUGAUAAGCUAUAUCGAAGCGAGUUUGUUCAUCCUGUCGACGAAGCAAGCUGUGCAGUGACAUGCGGCGAUGCUCGGUCUCACUUGGUAUCGCGACAAGAACGGACAGACGACGAGGAUAACCCUGCCAUUCACUAUGGCUUGAUUGCAUCCUCAAACCAGCUGAUGAAAGAUGCCUUGAUUCGGGAUAGGCUUGUUGUUGAAAAGGAUGUUCUUUGCUUUGAGAUGGAAGCGGCGGGGCUCAUGAACCAUUUCCCCUGCCUCGUGAUUCGCGGCAUAUGCGACUAUGCCGACUCCCAUAAAAAUAAAGAGUGGCAAGGGUAUGCAGCGAUGGUGGCAGCUGCAUAUGCGAAGGACCUUCUGCAGAGAAUUUCUCUGAACAGAAUUGACGCCGAGGAGAAAAUUAGUGUCAUUCUAUCUGAUGUGCUGAAAAGUACCAACCAAAAUGCAGAGCGGGCGUACGACCAACGAGAGCGACAUCAAGAUGAGCAGAAAAUAAGAGCUUUAACGGAGCAACAACAACGCUGUCAUCAAGUUUUCAAGAAAUCAAACUACGAGGAACAAAAAAACGUGAAUCCAUGCCGAGCGGAAGGAACUUGCCAUUGGGCGUUACAGAGUUCCGAAUACCUUCGUUGGUUAACUAGCAGCCACAAUGACCUUUUAUGGGUCUCCGCCGAUCCAGGCUGCGGGAAAUCUGUCCUGGCCAGAUCAAUUAUAGAUGAUCAGUUGCUAGCUUCAAGUCCAGCAGUGACUAUUUGUUACUUUUUUUCAAAGACAAUGAAGAGCAAAACCGACUUGAUGAAGCUUUAUCUCUUUGAUCAGCAGCCCCACCUAUUACCUUACGCCAUAACCUCAUGGGAAAGGAAUGGAGAGGCGCUCCGAAAUGAGGCUGAUGAGCUGUGGCGAAUCUUCAUAGCGGCAACAUCAUCUAAUGCUUCGUCCCAGACGAUCUGCAUUUUGGAUGCACUUGAUGAAUGCCGUGAUGUUGAUCAGGAUCGAUUGAUUCAGAAGCUCCAGCUCUUCCACCGCCAGAAAUUUGCACCGACCAAAGAGACCUCUUUGAAGUUUCUAAUCACUAGUCGUCCCUAUGACCGUAUCCAGAAUGGCUUCCAACCGACCACGGACUCUUUUCCACAUCUGCACCUGAAGGGCGAAGAAGAAAAUGAUCAGAUCCACAGGGAAAUAGAUCUGGUGGUGAAGAUGCGAGUAAGAGAGCUGGCCGACACAGCACCGCUAUCAUGGGAUAUACAGCAGCGGCUGGAGGCGAAAUUGUUAGGAAUGGAACACCGCACAUAUCUUUGGCUAUAUUUGGCCAUUGACGACAUUCGAUCUACCUUUGAGAAUAGCCUUUGUCCCGCCGAGGAAUCAGUUCAAAUGAUACCUUCGUCGGUCGGCCAGGCAUAUGAGAAGAUUCUUAGUCGAGUGCCUCCUGGCCAGGAGAGCAUCGUGAAAAAGGUCUUGCAGAUCAUUGUUGGAGCACGGCGGCCUUUGACGAUAGCAGAAAUGGCUACCGCGUUGGGCUUGGCUCGAUCCCCACAAUCGCGGCCGGCAGCACUGGCUGUAGUUGAUCCACUGCGGCUGGAGACGAAGCUCCGUCGUUUAUGCGGCCUUUUUGUUUUCGUCAAGAACUCCAAGAUCUAUCUGAUUCACCAGACAGCAAGGGAAUUUCUCAUUGAAAAGGCAAAUUCGAACGAUCUGAAUUUUUCAUACGCAUGCGGCCUCAAUGACACUGAGAACCAAAUGGCUGUUUUGUGCGUGCAGUAUCUAUUAGCAGAAGAUGCUGAAGAUUUCACCGGCGCAUCGCGGGCUUCUGAGAGCCUUUUGGGAUAUGCAGCUAUACAUUGGCCCGAUCACGUGAGACACAUGACAUUGAGUUCAGACCAGGAGAUGAUUGAUCGAGUACGUCGAUUGUAUGACACAUGUGAAGAGCAAUUUUCUCCAUGGCUGUCCCUCUUCUGGCAAGCAGUGAUGCCAAACCGGAGAGCGCCUCGAAUGAAUGCACUGCAGCUGGCAGCAUUCAAUGGCCAUACGCAACAGAUGCUGCUAGAGCAAGGAGCCGAUAUCAACGCCCAGGGUAGAUAUUUCGGAAAUGCCCUCUACGCGGCUUGUUUCGGAGGAUACGAUAAGAUCGCACAGAUACUGCUAGAGCAAGGAGCCGAUGUCAACGCCCAGGGAGGUAUUUACGGAAAUGCCCUCCAGGCUGCUUGUGACGGAGGACAUGAUAAGAUCACACAGAUACUGCUAGAGCGAGGAGCCGAUAUCAACGCCCAGGGUGGACACCACGGAAAUGCCCUCCAGGGUGCUUGUCUUAGAGGACACAAUAAGAUCGCGUAUAUACUGCUAGAGCGAGGAGCUGAUGUCAACGCCCAGGGCGGAGAGCUCGGAAAUGCCCUCCAGGCUGCUUGUUCUGGAGGACACGAUAAGAUCGCACAGAUGCUGCUAGAGCGAGGAGCCGAUAUCAACGCCCAAGGUGGUGACUACGGAAAUGCCCUCCAGGCUGCUUGUUCUGGAGGACACGAUAAGAUUGUACAGAUACUGCUAGAGCGAGGAGCCGAUGUCAACGCUCAGGGUAUAGACUACGGAAAUGCCCUCUACGCGGCUUGUUCCGGAGGACACCACACGAUCGCACAGAUGCUGCUAGAGCGAGGAGCCAAUAUCAACGCCCAAGGUGGAGGGUACGGAAAUGCCCUCCAUGCUGCUUGUUCCGGAGGACACAAUAAGAUCGCACAGAUGCUGCUAGAGCAAGGAGCCGAUGUCAACGCCCAAGGUGGAGACUACGGAAAUGCCCUCCAGGGUGCUUGUCUUAGAGGACACGACAAGAUCGCACAGAUACUGCUAGAGCGAGGAGCCAAUAUCAACGCCCAAGGUGGAGGGUACGGAAAUGCCCUCCAUGCUGCUUGUUCCGGAGGACACAAUAAGAUCGCACAGAUGCUGCUAGAGCAAGGAGCCGAUGUCAACGCCCAAGGUGGAGACUACGGAAAUGCCCUCCAGGGUGCUUGUCUUAGAGGACACGACAAGAUCGCACAGAUGCUGCUAGAGCGAGGAGCCAAUAUCAACGCCCAAGGUGGAGGGUACGGAAAUGCCCUCCAUGCUGCUUGUUCCGGAGGACACAAUAAGAUCGCACAGAUGCUGCUAGAGCAAGGAGCCGAUGUCAACGCCCAAGGUGGAGACUACGGAAAUGCCCUCCAGGCUGCUUAUUCCGGAGGACACGAUAAGAUCGUACGGACACUGCUAGAGCAAGGAGCCAAUAUCAACGCCCGGGGUAGAGACUACGGAAAUGCUCUCCAGGCUACUUAUUCCGGAGGACACGAUAAGAUCGCACAGAUGCUGCUAGAGCAAGGAGCCGAUAUCAACGCCCAGGGUGGAUACUACGGAAAUGCCCUCCAGGCUGCUUGUUCUGGAGGACACGAUAAGAUUGUACAGAUACUGCUAGAGCGAGGAGCCGAUGUCAACGCCCAGGGUAGAGACUACAGAAAUGCCCUCCAGGCUGCUUAUUCCGGAGGAUACGAUAAGAUCGCACAGAUGCUACUAGAGCAAGGAGCCGAUAUCAACGCCCAGGGUGGAUACUACGGAAAUGCCCUCCAGGCUGCUUGUUCCGGAGGACACGACAAGAUCGCACAGAUGCUGCUAGAGCAAGGAGCCAAUAUCAACGCCCAGGGUGGACACCACGGAAAUGCCCUCCAGGGUGCUUGUUCCGGAGGACACGACAAGAUCGCACAGAUACUGCUAGAGCGAGGAGCCGAUAUCAACGCCCAGGGUGGACACCACGGAAAUGCCCUCCAGGGUGCUUGUUCCGGAGGACACGACAAGAUAGCACAGAUGCUGCUAGAGCAAGGAGCCGAUAUCAACGCCCAAGGUGGAGACUACGGAAAUGCCCUCCAGGGUGCUUGUCUUAGAGGACACGACAAGAUCGCACAGAUACUGCUAGAGCGAGGAGCCGAUAUAAACGCCCAGGGUGGAGGGUACGGAAAUGCCCUCCAUGCUGCUUGUUCUGGAGGACACCACAAGAUCGCACACAUGCUGCUAGAGCGAGGAGCCGAUAUCAAUGCCCAGGGUGGAGACCACGGAAAUGCCCUCCAAGCAGCUCAUCGGGGAGGUUAUCACCACAUAGUGAAACUUCUCCAGGAACAUCAAUAUGCUGAUCAGUCGACCUCCCAAUCUUCCCCUUCCAAAAGGCUGAAGGUUUCAUCAUGA
This is a messenger RNA of Penicillium brevicompactum, 4758 nucleotides long. RefSeq lists its product as uncharacterized. NCBI's taxonomy places the organism in Eukaryota, Fungi, Ascomycota, Eurotiomycetes, Eurotiales, Aspergillaceae. Gene Ontology annotation, molecular function: catalytic activity; protein binding. The transcript is spliced from 4 exons. Bases 1 to 4758 code for a protein of 1585 amino acids. The record is from RefSeq and is a predicted model, not a curated record. Gene Ontology annotation, biological process: nucleoside metabolic process.